Molecule: messenger RNA, 1863 nt
Organism: Lycium barbarum (goji berry)
Lineage: Eukaryota; Viridiplantae; Streptophyta; Magnoliopsida; Solanales; Solanaceae
Product: 25S rRNA (cytosine-C(5))-methyltransferase NSUN5
Exons: 13
Coding region: 58-1506 (482 amino acids)
Biological process (GO): rRNA base methylation
Cellular component (GO): nucleolus
Molecular function (GO): methyltransferase activity
Source: RefSeq, a predicted model, not a curated record
UCCAUUAAGAGUUUGUUUCUUUCUUCUAAGCUAGAGUGAGCAGCCGGAGUGGAAACUAUGGCGCGGAAGAAGGUGGAAGGCGAUACCAAACCCAAACCAGCGGCGAACCAGAAGCGGCUGAGCAACGCCGAGCGGUCUGCUCUGUUUGCACGGAGAGAAGCCGCUAAGGUCUUGCGAACUACUCUACAAGGAGACGCUCGGCGCCGAGCCGUUGGGUCCAUAAAGACGCUGGUGUAUAGUCCAUCUGUCAGGAACAAAAGGGCUACUUACGCUUUGGUUUGUCAAACCCUCAAAUAUCUUCCCAUUAUAAAGGAUGUCUUUCACACUGCCAAUGUGCUGAGUAGCAAGUGGAAGAGGCAAGAAGAAUUAAUGUAUAUAAUAUUGUAUGACAUCCUUUUUGGCCAGGAGGCUUUAUUAGCUGGUGAUGCAGAAAAGUAUCUUCUGCAGAAAAAGGAUGUGUUGCAGGCAGCUCUUGCCAAGCUUUUAGUGCGAAAGAAAGUAAAAGAUGUCUCAGAGUUGAUGUCUUCUUAUAAAAUCUCUGACCUUCUGAAACCUUGUUAUGCUCGUGUAAAUACUCUGAAGAUGGACGUAGAGUCUGCCCUGCUCGAAUUUAAGAAACAGUAUGAGGUUUGUCAGGAUGCCAUGGUUCCUGACCUGUUGAUUUUCCCACCAAGGACUGACCUGCAUGAUCAUCCUUUGGUGAAAAGUGGAAGUGUCUUUUUGCAGGGUAAGGCAAGUUCCAUGGUUGCAGUUGCUCUUGGGCCUAAACCCAGAUGGGAGGUCAUCGAUGCAUGUGCAGCACCAGGGAACAAAACUGUUCAUCUUGCUGCUCUAAUGAAGGGAAAUGGAAAGAUAAUAGCUUGUGAACUUAAUAAAGAAAGGGUUAAACGUCUGAAGGACACUGUUAAACUGGCUGGAGCGACUAACGUGAAAGUCAAGCAUGGCGACUUCUUAAACAUGAGUCCUGAGGAUCCAGCGUACUCAAAGGUUCAAGCAAUACUGUUAGAUCCGUCAUGUUCAGGAUCUGGAACUGCUGUUGAUAGAUUAGAUCACUUGCUCCCCUCAUAUACUGCAGACUCUGAUGUAAAUAGACUAGAAAAGCUCGCUGCUUUCCAGAAAAAGGCUUUGGAACAUGCAUUAUCUUUCCCAGCUGUUGAGAAAAUUGUUUACAGCACAUGUUCGAUUAACCAAGUUGAGAAUGAAGAUGUCGUCAAAUCUGUUCUUCCUCUUGCUUCUUCUUAUGGUUUUGAACUGACAACAAUCUUUCCUCAAUGGCCUCGCCGAGGUCAUCCAACUUUUGAUGGAUCUCAACAUGUGCUGAGAACCGAUCUCAUUGAGGACAAGGAGGGCUUCUUUAUUGCUUUAUUUGUUAAGAAGGGCGUGAGUCCUCCAGCCAAGCACACCAGAGAUGUUGGAAACACGUUACGAGCUCUUCAACGAAGAAAGAAAAGAAAGAUGAAUUCUUUCUUCCUCCUCAGAACUUUGGGUUUGUUCUUGCAAUCCUAGUUUUACUUCUAUCAAUCAGGCAAUCCGCAAUUGAUAAAAUCCUAGAGACAAUUGCCAGAAUUUUUGUCCCGGUGAGAAUGUAGUUUUGGCCGAAGUUUUGUUUUUCCAUCUUCAGGUUUCUAAUUGCCUACUAAACAGUUAUAUAGCAAAAACUUACUCGCAUUCACAUUUGAUGCUCACACCAACUGGUAUUUCUCCUCUGUUCUUUUCCUCUUUUUCUUUUCUUUUUUCAAUGUAAUUUUUAUUUUAGUUGUGUAAUCAUUGGAUGGAUCAUCUAUGCACUAAAAUACUGGCGAAUCUGUACAUUGGUCGGGCUAAGACUUUUUUACUCUUUCAUCUAGUAAGUUUUCCUUUUAA